GAAGCUUGAAAACGUCUGUGCUAGCCUCUAGCUAGCUAGCUAACUAGCUUUGGAAAGGUGGGCAGAAGAGGUUUUUGGAGAUAUUUGUUGCUUUUUAGGGAGUUCGCCUCAACCAGAGAGGAGGUGAAAAUGUGACCAGUGUCGCUAAGUACCAGUAUACUCUUAUCAUAUCUCAGAAAACAGCAUUUUGUCCUCAAACUUUCGGCGUAGGAGAAGCAACAACCAGAGUGAAAACUAAAUGGCCGAAGGCUCCUCAGACCCACCUGACCUCAAUCCAGAUGGGAUGUCACAUGAAAAUCCGCAUCAGCACAAAUCCAGAAGAGGUCAGUCCAGAUACAACAAUGACAGAAAAUGUAAUAGUACUAGUUAUGAUUCUUCUCAACAAUUUGGACACUUUCAUCAAGGCUUUAACCCCCCAUUUAGUUAUAAUGAUUCAAAUUAUCCAGCGCAUCAGCAUCCUCCCUACCAAAGAGAGGAUGGAGCCAGAAGGCGAGGCAGAGGUAGAGGGAGGACAGAAGGGAACAGAAGUAUAAAUGGGAGCUCCAGCUCCGAGUGGCAAAGUCCUGGAAGUGACUAUUUCUCCCACAGUGGAAGCAACAGAGGUGUGGGUGGCUAUCAUACAUCUGCGUAUCGCAUGGAUGGACCUGAUAGGCGUAACUGGAGAAGAGAUGAUGUGAUCAGAAAUUCGGGACACACCAAUGAAGACCAGGACACCUCUGCGAAAAAAACAAGAAAGUUUGGCCAGGAGCAGAGAAGACGAGAACAAAACAAGAAAGGCACCCACUUAAAGGAGAAUAACACUUCAGUCGAGCAUCAGAGGUCAGAUGACUCCAAAGGAGAAAAUCACCCUGCAGAAAUUAGAGAGAGAGCUCAGCGGAGCAGAGCAGGGCCAGACUCUCAACAUGAUGAUUAUCAGAAGAAACACUCUGAGACAAAGCGACAACAAGGACCGAUCAAACCGCUCAAACUACCAACUCAAGAGGAGGUGGGCUCGGAGGGGGGAGCCAGCGGCCAAGAUAACUCGGACCACAGCAGAUCAUCUCAGAAUCCAAACAGUAAAGCUAGGGGAGGUUCGGGAAGACACACAGCCCUCCAGGCCCAAGGAGGGAGACGAACACACCGUCAAAACCACAAACCUGGUCCGAGGAACCGGGACAAGAUGCCAGAGAGCAAGGAGACACAGACAGGUUGUCUUAUUGAACAACUAUCUGAAGAGAAGUAUGAGUGCAUGGUGUGCUGUGAUAUCAUCCGACUCAUGGCCCCAGUGUGGAGCUGCCAGAGCUGCUUUCAUGUCUUCCACCUGAACUGUAUCAAGAAAUGGGCUCGAUCCUCAGCCUCUCAGGCAGACGAUUCAGCUGAAGGUUGGCGUUGUCCAGCCUGCCAGAAUGUUUCACCGAAACAGCCGACUUCCUACUCCUGCUUCUGUGGGAAAGUGACAAACCCGAAGUGGCAGCGCAGUGAGAUUCCCCACAGUUGUGGUGAUAUGUGUGGAAAGAAAAGAAGUGGAGUGGACUGCAACCACCCCUGUAACAUCUUAUGUCACCCUGGACCUUGUCCACAAUGUCCUGCCUUUGUAACAAAAUCCUGCAUUUGUAGGAAGACCAGUCAACCAAUGCGUUGCGGGCAGGCUACAGUGCUGCGGUGUGACAAAGUGUGUGGUGCUUUACUCAACUGUGCUGAACAUACCUGUACACAGGUGUGCCACAGUGGAGCAUGUCAGCCCUGCCAGCUGCAGGUUCAGCAGGUUUGCUACUGUGGAGUCACAACUCGUGAAGUCCUGUGUGGAACAGAUAAAGAAGGAUUUGAUGGUCUGGGACAUUGCUCCUGUCAAAAAACGUGUGGAAAGAUGUUGGACUGCAAAGCCCACCAGUGUCAGCAGGUGUGCCACCGCGGUCCAUGCCAGCUGUGCCCACGCUCCCCUACUCUGGUGAAGACUUGUCCCUGUGGUCAGACACUGCUGGCCAAACUCCUGGAACUGGGCUACUCAGAACGACAUUGCUGCUCUGAUCCCAUCCCUUCCUGUGGAAAGAUGUGCAACAAACCCCUGGCCUGUGGCUCUAGUGACAUCAUCCAUCUGUGUGAGAAUAUUUGCCACGAGGGCAGAUGUGGGCCCUGCUCGCUGACCUCUACUAUCAGAUGCAGAUGUGGUUCCAAGACCAAGGAGGUCCCAUGUGCAACAAUCCAGAAAGAGGAGGAGCUGGUCUUCACUUGCGAGAAGCGAUGCAACAAGAAACGAUCCUGUGGCCGACAUAAGUGUGGCGAGCUGUGUUGUGUGACUCUGGAGCACAAGUGCCCACUGAUCUGCAGCUACAAGCUCAACUGUGGCCUCCACCGCUGCCAGGAGCCUUGUCACCGUGGAAACUGUGAACCUUGCUGGCAGUCCAGUUUUGAUGAACUGACAUGUCACUGUGGGCUCACUGUGUUGUACCCGCCCAUCUCCUGUGGCACCAAGCCACCAGAGUGCAAAAAUCUGUGCACAAGAAGACAUGAGUGUGAUCACCCAGUCUUUCACAACUGCCACAGUGAAGAGAAGUGUCCACCUUGCACAUACCUCACUCAGAAGUGGUGCAUGGGGAAGCACGAGCAACGCAGCAACAUCCCAUGUCAUCUACAAGACAUUUCUUGCGGCCUGACAUGUAACAAAAUGCUGCCAUGUGAAAUGCACCGCUGCAGACGGAUUUGCCACCGGGGCGAUUGCUUGGCAGAAGGCACUUGCCAGCAGUCCUGCAUGUUGCCUCGUCAAGACUGUGGUCACCCGUGCUCUGUUCUCUGUCAUAAAGGCAGCAGCUGCCCACGCACCACAUGCACUGCCAAGGUAGCUCUACAGUGUGAUUGUGGUCGAAGAAAGGAGACAGCCAUUUGCACAGAAGCAGCCAGUUCAUAUCGGAGGUAUGCAGCCAUCGCUAUGGCCAGUAAACUGUCUGACAUGCAGCUUGGCGAUUCAAUGGACAUUGGCCCGCUUCUUACUAAGAAGGAGCUGAAACAAACCAGGCUUGAAUGCGACCAAGAGUGUGCUACCUUGGAGAGAAACAGGCGCUUGGCUGAGGCAUUACAGAUAGACUCAUCUACUGACCCCUUCAAUGUCCGCUCUACCUCCAUAUACAGUGACAGCCUCAAAGAGGAUGCCAGGAAAGAUCUCAAAUUUGUCACAGAUGUGGAAGAGGAGAUCAAGAAUCUUGUUGAACUUGUUAAUAAGGCAAAACAGCCAAAAAGGAGCCACUGUUUCCCGCCCAUGAACAGAGAACACCGGAAGAUCAUCCAUGAGCUAGCCGAGGUCUACGGUGUAGAGAGCGUGAGCUACGAUACCGAGCCCAAACGCAAUGUGGUCAUCACAGCCCAAAAGGGCAAGUCAAUCUGUCCAAACGCAACCCUGAAAUCACUGAUAGAGAGAGAGACGGCUGCGAGAGCACCUCCUCCCAUCGCUCAUAUCAAACAGCACAGCAGCAAGGUUGCCGGUGAAACCACCUGGUCGAAGAUGGUUAAAGAAGAGCCUGUGAUCGAUUAUUUUGAUGUCCAGGACUAAUGAGGCAAGAAAAAAAGGAGGAAACCUCAGGACUUGUUCAGAAACAUCACUCUAUCUGCCUAUAAGUCUGAAUAACAUUAUUCUUUUGUGUUCAUCAAAGUUCGAUAAGUAUUCCUCUGGCUUCAAAAUCAAAUCAAAUAUUGUUUGAGAAUAUCUCUAAAAUGGGGUUCCUGCCCUAAUUUUGGAGGAGGAAUUGAAUGAGUGAAUUCUUCCUUAUGAAUUUAGACAUUAAAGUUCCUCCUAACUUGCUCAGAUUCUGAAGAUGGAACAAUAUGAAAA
Molecule: messenger RNA, 3802 nt
Organism: Scophthalmus maximus (turbot)
Lineage: Eukaryota; Metazoa; Chordata; Actinopteri; Pleuronectiformes; Scophthalmidae
Gene: nfx1
Product: nuclear transcription factor, X-box binding 1
Exons: 23
Coding region: 239-3523 (1094 amino acids)
Biological process (GO): negative regulation of transcription by RNA polymerase II
Cellular component (GO): nucleus
Molecular function (GO): zinc ion binding; DNA-binding transcription factor activity, RNA polymerase II-specific; RNA polymerase II transcription regulatory region sequence-specific DNA binding
Source: RefSeq, a predicted model, not a curated record